UACCUGUUAUUACACACCAGGAAGAAGAUGAAACUGCUUUUAUAUUUAAUAUUUUUCCAACAUGCCAUAAACAAUGUCAAAACACACAGUGCUUCAAGUCCUAAUAUUAUUUUAAUGAUGGCUGAUGAUCUUGGUAUCGGAGACCUGGGUUGUUACGGGAACAGAACAUUAAGAACCCCUAAUAUCGACAAAUUAGCAGAGGAAGGAGUGACACUUACUCAGCAUAUAGCAGCAUCCCCACUUUGUACUCCAAGCAGGGCAGCUUUCCUGACAGGGCGAUAUCCUAUCAGAUCAGGAAUGGCUGCCUUCUCACGAGUUGGUGUCUUCUUAUUUUCUGCCUCUUCUGGGGGACUUCCUUCUGAAGAAAUAACUUUUUCCAAACUCUUGAAGCAAAGAGGUUACACAACAGCUCUAAUAGGAAAGUGGCAUCUUGGAAUGAACUGUGAAAGCAGUAAUGACUUCUGUCACCACCCCCUCAGUCAUGGAUUUGAUUACUUUUAUGGGCUUACUGUGACCAAUUUUAGAGACUGCAAGCCUGGCCAAGGCAGCGUAUUUUUAAAAGGGGUUCAGAAAUCCCUUGUCAUCCCAAUCCAAAUUGCUGGAAUCACUCUGGUCUCUUUGGCAGUAGUGCAGUACAUUGGUCUCCUCAAAAUACCUUUCCCAGUAUUGGGUUGCUGCUUGUUAAUAGCUGCUAUUUCGCUUGCUGGUUUGAUUUUUUUCUUUUAUCAUUUUCGACACUUAAACUGCUUUUUAAUGAGGGACCACGAGAUUAUCCAGCAACCACUGUCCUAUGAGAACCUCACUGAGAGACUGACAAAGGAAGCAGUGCAAUUUAUAGAAAGGAACACUGAUGAACCAUUUCUUCUUGUCCUGUCUUAUCUUCAUGUCCAUACUGCUCUAUAUGCUUCAAAAAAUUUCAGAGGAAAGAGCAAGCAUGGUUUAUAUGGGGAUGCAGUGGAGGAAAUGGACUGGAGUGUAGGACAGGUGCUGGAUUCACUUGAGAAAUACAAUCUAAGUCAUAAAACUCUUUUGUACUUUACAUCUGACCAAGGAGCUCAUGUUGAAGAAGUCUCCAGUACUGGAGAAGUCCAUGGAGGAUACAAUGGCAUAUAUAAAGGUGGAAAAUCAAUGAAUUGGGAAGGAGGUAUUCGUGUGCCAGGGCUUCUCCGUUGGUCUGGAGUAAUACAGGCUGGUGCUUAUAUUGAUGAGCCAACAAGUAACAUGGAUAUAUUUCCUACCAUAGUUAAACUUGCUGAGGCACAGUUACCCUCUGACAGAGUUAUUGAUGGACAUGAUCUGAUGCCCUUACUUCAAGGAAAAGUUACCCAAUCCAAGCAUGAAUUUCUCUUCCAUUACUGUAAUGCAUAUUUAAACGCAGUGCGCUGGCAUCCAGCAAACAGUGAGGCUGUAUGGAAAGUCUUCUUCUUUACUCCAAACUUCAGUCCUGAAGACUCCAAUGGCUGCUAUGAUUCUCAUGUGUGCUUCUGCCAUGAUGGAUUCAUUACUUGGCAUGAUCCUCCACUGCUCUUUGAUCUCUCCAGAGACCCUGAGGAGAAAGUCCCACUGACUCCUGAAACAGAAAGCCAUUUCUAUGAAAUCCUCAGGGUCAUACAUCUAGCGGUAGACAACCACACCAGAUCUCUGCAUGCUGUCCCUGACCAGCUGUCAUGGGACAACCUUAUCUGGAAGCCAUGGCUCCAGCUGUGCUGCUCGUCCCUCUUUCAGUCUUGCUACUGUGACUAUGACUCAGAGGGGAACCUGGUGGAGGGGUAUUCAGGAUAA
This is a messenger RNA of Indicator indicator, 1782 nucleotides long. It is a transcript of the gene STS, whose product is annotated as steroid sulfatase. The record is from RefSeq and is a predicted model, not a curated record. NCBI's taxonomy places the organism in Eukaryota, Metazoa, Chordata, Aves, Piciformes, Indicatoridae. The transcript is spliced from 9 exons. The coding region runs from base 28 to 1782 and encodes 584 amino acids. Gene Ontology annotation, molecular function: arylsulfatase activity.